AAAUCCCAUAAUCAUGGACUAUAUAUUACUUCUUUUAUUUUUCUUUAUGUGGCUAAGCAUUCAUACUCUCAUCUCCAAAUUAGUAAUCAAAACUUCAAAAUCCCUUAAACUUCCACCGGGUCCUAACCCUUUUCCAAUCAUAGGAAACAUCUUAGAACUCGGAAAACACCCUCACAAAUCACUCACUAAGCUUUCUCAAAUUUAUGGACCCAUAAUGACUCUUAAGCUUGGUAACUUAACCACCAUUGUUAUUUCAUCUCCACAAUUAGCCAAAGAAGUGCUCCAUAAAAAUGACCAAAAUUUCUCUUAUAGAACUGUUCCGGAUACCGUUAAAGCUCAUGACCAUCACAUAUAUUCGGUGGGAUGGAUGCAACCUUCAUCUCAAUGGAGAAUACUUAGAAAAAUUUGUGCUACCAAAGUGUUCUCUUCACAACAACUUGAUUCCACACAAGUUGUUCGUCAAAGGAAAGUCAAAGAAUUGAUUGAUUUUGUGAAGAAAAAAAGUGAGACGUGCGAAGUUUUGAAUAUUAGUGAGGCUAUUUUUACAACCGUGUUGAAUUCGAUAUCAAAUACUUUAUUUUCCAUAGAUGUGGUCCAAUUUGGUUCUUCUAAGUCUCAAGAAUUCAAAGACAUCUUUUGUGGUAUCACCGAAGAAGCUGGAAAGCCUAAUGUUGUGGAUUACUUCCCAAUCUUUCGCAAGAUUGAUCCACAAGGUGCACAUGCUAGAAUGACCAAAUAUUACAAGAAGAUGAUUAAUUUUUUGGAUGGUAUUGUAGAAGAAAGAUUGAGACUAUUAAAGGGUCUAGAAAUGGACACCAAGGAAUAUAAAGAUGUGUUAGAUUAUGUGUUAGAAGUGAUGUUGGAGGACAAUUCUCAAAUCAAUCGUAUCCAUGUCUUGCAUUUACUUGUGGAUUUAUUCGUGGCUGGAAUAGACACAACAGCAAGCACUAUAGAAUGGGCAAUGACAGAGUUACUAUACAACCCAAAAAAACUACAAAAAGUAAAAAAUGAACUUGAAGAUGUUGUUGGCAAAGAACAACAACAAAUUGAAGAAAAACAUAUCUCAAAGCUUCCUUUUCUAAGAGCAGUGGUGAAAGAAACGUUUCGCUUACAUCCACCUUUUCCACUAAUACCACACAAGUCCAAAGAGGAUGUUGAAUUAUGUGGCUUCAAUGUGCCUAAAAAUGCACAAGUUUUGAUUAACAUAUGGGGUGUAGGAAGAGAUUCAAGUAUUUGGAGAAACCCUGAUGAAUUUAUACCUGAAAGAUUCUUGGAAAGUAGAAUUGAUUAUCAAGGAAAUGAUUGUGAGUUAAUUCCAUUUAGUGCUGGAAGAAGAAUGUGUCCUGGGUUACCAUUGGCUUAUAGAGGUGUUCACACUGUGUUGGGUUCUCUUCUACUUUGCUAUGAUUGGAAGCUUGUGAAGAAUGGACAAAAGGAAAAGGAUUUGGAUAUGUCUGAGAAAUUUGGACUUAGUUUGCAUAAGGCUAAGCCUCUUCAAGCUAUUCCCAUGCAAUCAUCAUCACAAUGAAGAUUAUGUUUUUAAUUUUAUAGAAAUGGAUUCUUUAUAUUAAUUCUCUAGCUUAUUAGCUUGCUUGUGAGUAACUGUGUAUGACAUCCUAACUGUUUUAUAUCUUUUGUUGGGAUAUAAUUUAAGGUGUGUUUGCCUUUAAAA
Messenger RNA from Arachis ipaensis, 1672 nucleotides. Lineage: Eukaryota; Viridiplantae; Streptophyta; Magnoliopsida; Fabales; Fabaceae. The record is from RefSeq and is a predicted model, not a curated record.